CGGCAACGGGAAGCGCCGCGGCGCAGGAAGGCUGUUAACCGUCCCGCGGGCUAACGAAACCUGGAAUGAUGCGCUUCAUUUGCUUCCUGCUCAUUUGCACAAUUGCACAGGUUUCCUCUCAGCUUUGUGGGGGCCCUUGCCAUUGUCCCGAACCCCCUCCCCGUUGUCCUCCUGGGGUGCCCCUGGUCCUGGAUGGGUGCCACUGCUGCCAGAUGUGUGCCAGGCAGCUGGGUGAAACCUGCAACAAGAAGUACGCCUGCGACAGUCAGCAAGGGCUGGCGUGCGACUACAGCGCCAGCUACCCGGGGGGGCCGGGGGAGUGUGUCGGCCAAGAGGAGCUCGGCUGUGAGGUCAAUGGCGUGACCUACCAGGAGGGGCAGCGCUUCCAGCCAUCCUGCGCUGUGCAGUGCCACUGUCUGGGAGGAGGAGUGACGUGCCUGCGACUGUGCAGUGAGGAGCUGCGGCCGCCUGGCCCUGACUGCCCCCAUCCCCAGCUUAUCCAGUUGCCGGGACGCUGCUGCAAGCAGUGGCUGUGUGAGAGCAUGGAGAACACAGUCUUACAGGAUGCCCUGGCAGCCUACAGGCCGGACAUAGAUCAGCUGGACCUCUCGACCUUGAACAAGAAGAUAGACUCUAACUGUGUCGAGCAAAGUACCGAGUGGAGCGUUUGUUCCAGGACUUGUGGCCCCGGCGUUUCCACACGGGUGUCCAACAUGAAUCGGGCCUGCCAUUUGGAGACGCAGUCCAGAUUCUGCAUGGUCCGGCCCUGUCAGAACCCCCCGUACAGGGCAACAGCAGGGACACGGUGGUGCAAGCCCAGCUAUGUGAUUCCUCUACCAGUGCGCCUGGAGCGGCAGGGCUGCCUCAGCGUGGGGGCAUUCCGGCUGACGUACUGCAGCCUGUGCCCCGACGGCCGCUGCUGUACCCCCCACCGCACCCGCACUGUCCCCGUAGCCUUUCGCUGUCCCGCGGGCCACCUGCUCCACCUCCGCGUCAUGAUGAUAGAGUCCUGCGUCUGCCACUACCAGUGUCCUCACCCCCAGAGGGCCCACGCUGCAGCACCAGACCAGCUCACUCCCUGAGGAGACCCCAAGACGGCGGCCCGGGUGCCAGGGCUCAGCAGAACUCGGCUUACGGGGCAUGCAGCCCCCCCCCCCCCCCCCAAACACUUCCACUAGUGAUUUGCAACGGAAAUAAUCCGGAGACCCAGUGCUGGCAUGACCUGGCCUGUGAAGACACAGCACCCGCAUACAGAGACACACCCAGGGCCGAGGCCUGGCCACCUGGUGCUGGAAUGAGCCCUUUCAGUGCCUCACACCUGGGAAUAGGGUCACAUCACAUCUGGGUAUAGAGAGGGUCACAUCACAUCUGGGUAUAGAGAGGGUCACAUCGCAUCUGGGAAUAGGGUCACAUCACAUCUGGGUAUAGAGAGGGUCACAUCACGUCUGGGAAUAGGGUCACAUCACAUCUGGUUAUAGAGUGGGUCACAUCACACCUGGGAAUAGGGUCACAUCACAUCUGGGUAUAGAGAGGGUCACAUCACACGUGGGAAUAGGGUCACGUCACAUCUGGGUAUAGAGAGGGUCACAUCACAUCUGGUUAUAGAGAGGGUCAAAUCACACCUGGGAAUAGGGUUACAUCACAUCUGGUUAUAGAGAGGGUCACAUCACAUCUGGGUAUAGAGUGGAUCACAUCUGGGUAUAGAGAGGGUCACAUCACAUCUGGUUAUAGAGAGGGUCACAUCACAUCUGGGUAUAGAGUGGAUCACAUCUGGGAAUAGGGUCACAUCACAUCUGAGUAUAGAGAGGGUCACAUCGCAUCUGGGAAUAGGGUCACAUCCUAUAUAUAUGCAGAAUUAAUCCCAAGACUCAUCUCUUGUUUUCUUGUAAAAAGCUAACAGUGAGAUGAUAUUAUUGGAUAAGUUAUUUCAUUUAUAUUUUUAAAUGGGUUGCCUAUUGGUUGACGAGUCUCUUAAGACAGAUUCCUGCACAUCUGGUAAAAUUCAGCAUUUGUUACACAUUUUUACCUUUUUUACAAAUCCUCAUGUACAUAUAAUUUACUGUAUUGCUAUAUCUUUUAUGCUAUGUAUUAUUAUUACUGUAAAU
Messenger RNA from Brienomyrus brachyistius, 2105 nucleotides. Its product is annotated as CCN family member 2-like. The transcript is spliced from 5 exons. The record is from RefSeq and is a predicted model, not a curated record. NCBI's taxonomy places the organism in Eukaryota, Metazoa, Chordata, Actinopteri, Osteoglossiformes, Mormyridae. Bases 66 to 1082 code for a protein of 338 amino acids. Gene Ontology annotation, molecular function: integrin binding; heparin binding. Gene Ontology annotation, cellular component: extracellular region; extracellular matrix. Gene Ontology annotation, biological process: signal transduction; cell adhesion.